Pelobates fuscus (common spadefoot toad) is the source of this 1791-nucleotide messenger RNA. RefSeq names its product complement factor properdin (gene CFP). The record is from RefSeq and is a predicted model, not a curated record. The transcript is spliced from 10 exons. Lineage: Eukaryota; Metazoa; Chordata; Amphibia; Anura; Pelobatidae. Bases 212 to 1567 code for a protein of 451 amino acids.
UAACAGAGAUAACAAAGAUUUACACGAAAUUUUGCAACAGAGUAAACUUUAGUCUUUUCUGCUUUCUUUUCAUUUGCUAGGGAGGGACUGUGAGAUGAAAGGGCAGUUAUUUAGGAAGAGGGGGAGGUUGUUGUGAGGGCUGGAGGAGGGGGUGAGGACUGCAUAUAUUCUACGCUUUGCACGGUUUGUGUUACUGAUCCCUCUGUCCACCAUGGCCCCCAUCUUUCUGCUGCUCCAGGCUAUGGUAGGGGCUUUCCUAUUCCUGUACUUUCCAGAGUCGGAAGCCGUCCUGUGCUAUGAGAACUCUGACAAGGGGGUAGGAACAUGUCCGGAUGACGCUUACCUUGGGGAUGGAGUGACAGACAUCGAAUGCUGCUGGAACAUUAAAUACAGUUAUAAAACGGACGCUACUUCGCCGUGCCAGGCCUGCCGCCCUGCUAAGUGGAGUACCUGGAGUGAGUGGAGUCCAUGCACAGUGUCAUGUAAAGAAGGGAUUGAAAUAAGACGUCGAUCCUGCAUAGGGCAGGGGGAUUGUGACGGGGACGCCAUCGAGAUCCAAGCAUGCAGCCUCCAAUCUUGCUGUCCAGAGAAUGGUGGUUGGUCAGGGUGGUCUUCGUGGUCACAGUGCUCUGUCACUUGUGAACGGGGGACAGUGGAGAGGACAAGGGAAUGUAAUAACCCCCCACCUGAAUGCGGAGGGACUUGCCCUGGAACUAAGAAGGAAGUAGCGCCGUGUGAUACUCAACAAAUCUGCCCCACUCAUGGUUCCUGGGGAAGCUGGGGUUCUUGGGGUGCCUGUUCUGGUGCUUGUAUCACAGAGGGCUCUGGGAUUUUUCCUAACCAAGUGCGUCAGAGAUCAUGUAACAACCCCACUCCUUCGACCAGUCCUCCUGGAAAUCCAUGCACAGGGGACAAGCAGGAAAUUCAAGACUGUAAGACCCUUCCAUUCUGUCCAGUUCACGGAGGAUGGGGUGAAUGGAAGAAGGUCUCCGAAUGCUCAGUCACCUGUGGCUUGGGGCGAGUGAGAGAAGAGAGGGUCUGCAAUAACCCAGCACCGAAACAUGGCGGCAGAGGUUGCCCAGGAUCCCCCAUCAGACACAUUCUCUGCAACACGAAGACUGAAUGUCCCAUUGACGGAGAGUGGUCGGAGUGGCAGGACUGGUCAGACUGUCAACUGCUCGGUGAAGAAAUUCGCUGUAAGAAGAGAGCUGGGCUUCAGAGCCGGAGACGGGAAUGUUUGGGGACGAAUUAUGGGGGGAAAUGGUGCGAAGGGUCCUACAGAGAGAGCCGACACUGCUACAAUGUAGAAAAUUGUAUAAUACGUACUACCAAAUGGUCGGAGUGGAGUCCCUGGGGUUUGUGUUCUGCCCCAUGUGGUGUUUCUGAGAGGACUAGACAGAGGGUCUGUGAGCCCAUACACAAAGAUUAUCCGGACACUGUGGCAACAGCAACACAAGUUUCCGAAGUGUUUUUUCAUGGAACACCCAGGCCUCUGUGUCAACCCAUCGAUAGUCAGAAACUAAAGGUGGUGGAGAAGAUGCCAUGCCAGAAUGUGCCCAAGUGCUGAUACGGUGACAUGUCUCAUGACUGUCCACAAACCACGUCAUACCUGGACAUUACAUGUCAACGUUCGAUCCCCGAGCUGCAGACAUCUGUAUGAGCUUCCCAUGAGAAACCGGAACCGUGAGCCACAGAGCUUGUUUUAUCACAGGAAGAAAUGCCCGUCUCUCUCCUUAAUACUCAAGAUGUAUUAUAAUCACUGUAAUAUUAAAAAACCCAGAUUGUGCAAUA